ACGACGUCACUGAGCGGCUGAUCUCAUGCGCGGUGUUCCUUAUAUGGAAGAAGAAGACGACGACGGAGAAGAGGCUUCCUCGAUCGAUAGCUCAAAUGAACUGAUAUACGCUUAGCGUAUGAGUAUUACGUAUAUGUACGCGGAUAGAAUUUCUCGAGGGAGGGGACUGGAAUGGGGAAGGGAAAGUUCACGUUACGCAGGAGGAAGAAGGGAACGGCGACGGUGAUCGAAAAUGGCGGCGCGAAUUUGAUCGCGUCUAGUGCAGCGGCGAGCAAGCCGGUGAAGAAGAAGGCGGGCGGGACCAGGCUGUGGAUGAGGUUCGACAGGGCCGGACAAUCGGAGCUGAUUGAGUGCGAUAAGGGCGCUAUCAUCAAGCGCGCAUCUGUUCCUGCUAGGGACUUGAGGAUCCUCGGCCCUAUAUUUUCUCACUCCUCAAACAUUCUCGCUAGGGAGAAGGCCAUAGUUAUUAAUUUGGAGUUCAUAAAAGCUAUAGUUACAGCCGAAGAGGUUUUGUUGCUUGAUCCUCUAUGUCAGGAGGUUCUUCCAUUUGUUGCUCAACUGAGGCAACAACUCCCUCUGAGCAAUCAUUCCCUGACUGCUGAAGCUAGUGUUGUACAACAUGAUGACUUCCAAUUUCCAGUGCUGGAAGCUGUCGAAGGAUUGCAGGCUGAGCUCCCAUUUGAGUUUCAUGUUCUGGAGAUUGCUUUAGAGAUUGUUUGCACAUAUUUGGAUUCUAGCGUGGUGGAACUUGAGAGAGAUGCUUACCCUGUUCUGGAUGAACUGGCCAAGAGUGUUAGCACGAGGAAUCUUGAGCACGUGAGGACUUUAAAAAGUAAUCUUACCCGAUUACUUGCACGUGUACAAAAGGUGAGAGAUGAAAUUGAACACCUUUUAGAUGACAAUGAAGACAUGGCCCAGUUAUACUUGACUAGAAAAUGGAUUCAGAAUCAGCAAUCUGAUGCUGUACUGUCAGGGACUACCGGUUCGAAUAGCAUUGUUCCCAUUGUGCCUAAUCUUCGAAGGGUUAGUUCCACCCGAAGUGGAAGUUUCAGAAGCAACUUAAAUGACCAUGAUGUGGAGGAUCUAGAAAUGUUGCUGGAGGCUUACUUCGUGCAGUUGGAUGGCACACGUAAUAAGAUAUUGUCUGUGCGUGAGUACAUAGAUGAUACAGAAGAUUAUGUCAACAUCCAGCUGGACAACCAGCGUAACGAACUUAUUCAGCUGCAAUUGACAUUGACCAUUGCAUCAUUUGCCAUAGCUGUAGAAACCUUGAUAGCAGGAUGGUUUGGUAUGAACAUCCAUUGCACCCUAUACGACAGCCAUGGCGUAUUUUGGCCCUUUGUUGCUGGGAUCACCGUAGGCUGUACAAUUGUCUUCUUUGUUAUCCUAGGAUAUGCUAGGUGGAAGAAGCUGCUAUCAUGAUUCUUCAACUCCUCUUCUUCACAUACACAGGUACUAAAUUCUCAGCCGGUUAACAGGCAAAUUUCUUGGAUUAUUACUUAAUUACAUCCAUUUGCCUUUGUCAACCAAUAACCCUUUUCAUUUUCUUGUAAUUUUUCUGAAUUGUGUUUGGCAAACAAAUGUCCCAUUUGAACACUA
Ipomoea nil (Japanese morning glory) is the source of this 1599-nucleotide messenger RNA. Its product is annotated as magnesium transporter MRS2-4-like. The record is from RefSeq and is a predicted model, not a curated record. Gene Ontology annotation, molecular function: magnesium ion transmembrane transporter activity. Gene Ontology annotation, cellular component: membrane. NCBI's taxonomy places the organism in Eukaryota, Viridiplantae, Streptophyta, Magnoliopsida, Solanales, Convolvulaceae. The transcript is spliced from 4 exons. The coding region runs from base 172 to 1422 and encodes 416 amino acids. Gene Ontology annotation, biological process: transmembrane transport; magnesium ion transport.